AUGCAAACUAUAAAUAAUACUGACGAUUCAAAUGAGUGGACUAAUUGGAUUGAAGAAGCUAUAUAUAAUAAACUUAUUAAAUAUUUUGAUUUUAAACAUUUUAACAACGUUCAAGAAAUUGGUUCCGGUAGUUUCGGCAAAGUUUUUCGUGCAAAUUGGAAAAAUUUCAGUGGACGUUUUGCAUUAAAAUCUUUUUAUAAUUUAAAUAAAGUUACGAUUAAAGAAAUUGUUCAUGAGAUACAACUUCAACAUCAAGUCGAUUUUCAUGAGAACAUUAUUCGCUUUUAUGGCGUUGCAGGAAUCGAUUCAAAGGAUUUUUAUUUGGUGAUGGAGUGUGCAGAUAGUAGUACUCUUCGAAAUUAUUUAAAAGAAAAUUUUGAAAAUCUCACUUGGAACGAUAAAUUAAAUCUAGCAUUUCAAUUAGUUCAUGUUAUAUCAUGUUUACAUAAUGAAGGAAUCGUACAUCGUGAUUUGAAUUCCAAUAAUAUAUUAGUUCAUCAAAAUACCAUCAAACUAGCAGAUCUUGGCCUGUCAAAAAGAAUUACAGAAGCGUCAAAUUUUCGAUCAAAAUUAUCAGGAAUGAUUCCUUACAUUGAUCCAAAGAGUUUUAUUAGACAAAGAGAUGAACACAAUCAAAUAGAAAUGUAUUUAUCAAAUGAAAAAAGUGAUGUUUAUAGUGUGGGUGUGUUACUAUGGGAAAUAACCAGCGGUCAUCCCCCUUUCAAAAAUGAACCAUAUGAUAUUGGUUUAGCCGUAGAAAUUUCAAUGGGUCGUAGAGAAAUUCCUGUUUUUGAAACAUCCAAAAAUUAUGUAAAAAUUUAUACUGAUUGUUGGAAUAGCGAACCAGAUGAUCGUCCAAAUAUGAAUGAGGUUGCUAAGAAAUUGAAAUCAUUAAAAGAUCAAAUUUUGGAUGAAGUGAUUUCAUCAGAAAAAAAUAAAUUUAUCAUGGUGGUUAAUGAGAUAGUUGAUUUACUUACGAAGAAAAAAAAAGGGUACGAAGAAAAACUAAGUAUUAUUGAUUAUUUAAAUAAUAAUAAGAUAACUUCGCAAGAAAUUUAUAAUUGGUUAUUAAAUAACCAAAAUAAUUCAAAUUCAAAUUCUAUAGUUUUACUUGGAGAAUUUAAUUAUUUAGGAAUUGAAACAAAUAUUAAUGAACAAAAAGCGCUUGAAUUAUAUCGAAAUGCUGCACAUUUAGAAAAUAUGUUUGGAAUAAAUAAUUUAGGAUAUUGUUAUCAACAUGGAAUUGGAACUAAAAUUAAUAAAAAAAGGGCAUUUACACUUUAUGAAAAAGCUGCAGGUUUAGGAAAUAUUAUUACAGCUCAAAAUAAUCUUGCUUUUAUGUAUGAAAAUGGAGAAGGAAUUGUAAAAAAUAUUGAUCAAGCAAUUUAUUGGUAUAAAAAAUCUGCUGAACAAGGAGAUCAAGAUGCUAGAAAUAAAUUAGAAGAACUUUUUCCAAAUGAUGAAUCUUUUGAAGAAACUGAUCGUAAGCGAAGAUAUUAUGAUGAGAAUGUGCAAAAGAACAAUAAAAAAUCUAAAAAACGUCAUCAUCAUUAUAAGGCGAUAUUCACAAAUUCAUCCAUUAAGUCCGGAGAAGGUAUCAAAGAUAAUGAUGAUUCGUUAAAUGAUUAA
This is a messenger RNA of Rhizophagus irregularis DAOM 181602=DAOM 197198, 1629 nucleotides long. RefSeq lists its product as uncharacterized. The record is from RefSeq and is a predicted model, not a curated record. Gene Ontology annotation, molecular function: protein kinase activity; ATP binding; protein binding. Gene Ontology annotation, biological process: signal transduction; protein phosphorylation. Lineage: Eukaryota; Fungi; Glomeromycota; Glomeromycetes; Glomerales; Glomeraceae. Gene Ontology annotation, cellular component: cytoplasm.